This is a messenger RNA of Fraxinus pennsylvanica, 858 nucleotides long. Lineage: Eukaryota; Viridiplantae; Streptophyta; Magnoliopsida; Lamiales; Oleaceae. The record is from the annotation of a GenBank genome assembly.
AUGGCUUCUACCGCCCUCUUCUUAAUGUUGGCGGUGCAAUUUGGCUGCAUCAUCACCAACACAGGCAAUGGCGAAAGAAUGCCAAAAUUCCCAGCCAUUCUUAUAUUUGGUGAUUCUAACGUUGAUACAGGCAUCAAGGACACUGUCCCACCAUUCCUGCAGCCAAACAUAUCAGAUGCUGAACUACUUACUGGAGUGUGCUUUGCUUCAGCGGGGUCGGGAUAUGACGAGCUUACAACUGCUAUUUCUCAGGUAAUCUCGAUGUUGAAGCAGCUGGAAUUAUUUAAGGAUUAUAUGCAGAGGCUUAAGAGAAUUGUUGGUGAAAAGGAGGCUAGAAGAAUAGGAGCUAAUGCUUUGGUUAUUGUUAUUGCUGGACAAAAUGAUUUCCUUUUCAACUACUACGACAUACCGACAAGAAGGCUUGUAUUCAACAUCACACAGUAUCAAUGUUUUGUGCUAAAUAAGCUGCAAAACUUUGUUAAGGAAUUGUAUGAUCUUGGGUGCCGUAGGAUAAUUGUACAGGGGCUUCCUCCAAUAGGUUGUCUGCCAUUCCAAAUCACAGUCAAGUCUCCAAUUCUGAGAAGUUGCAUAGACAAGGAGAAUUCAGAUGCCAUGUCUUACAAUAACAGGCUAGAAAAACUGCUUCCACAAGUACAGCAAGAACUUCCAGGGAGCAAAAUCCUCUAUGCAGACAUAUACACUAUACUCAUGGAUAUGAUCAAUAACCCAAAAAAAUAUGGUAAACCUUCAAGAUCAGCUAAUCUCUGUUCAUCCAUCGCAUUAUGGAUUUUUCCUUCCUUUCAAUCAAAAUGCUUUUCAAAAAGCUGCCUCGGCAGAUUAUUCUCAAAGUAUCAAUAG